AUGGAGGAUUCCCAAGAGCGCAAACGUAGAAAGGAGAAAUCAGACGAGUAUUACAAAGAAAGGAAAUCAAGAAAACAUAGUUCUAAAUCCCCCGAGAAAUACCGUGAUCGUGAUAGAGAUUCUGUAAGAGAUGCCAGCCGCAAAAGAAGACGUUCUCGAUCCCCAAAACGAGAUGAAAGACGCAAUGAGGGUAAAAUGGAAGCUCCUCCUAGAAAAUCAAAAACAGAUGAUAUGCUGAAUACUAGGACUGGAGGUGCCUAUAUUCCGCCCGCUCGUCUCAGGAUGAUGCAAGCUCAGAUCACAGAUAAAUCUUCUGUUGCUUAUCAGAGGUUAGCUUGGGAAGCUCUGAAAAAAUCUAUUCACGGUCAUAUAAACAAAAUUAAUGUUGGCAAUAUUGGUAUAAUUAUCAAAGAACUCCUUAAAGAAAACAUUGUCCGUGGUCGUGGUUUGUUGUGUCGUUCUGUUAUUCAAGCACAGGCCGCUUCACCAACAUUUACUAAUGUCUAUGCAGCCCUUGUUGCUGCUGUCAAUUCACGAUUUCCGAACAUUGGGGAACUAUUACUAAAAAGAUUAGUAAUACAAUUUAAAAGGGGCUUUAAAAGGAAUGACAAGGCAAUAUGCAUAUCAUCAGCUUCUUUUGUAGCCCAUCUUGUUAAUCAGAGGGUUGCACAUGAAAUUCUUGCUUUGGAGCUUUUAACACUUCUUGUUGAGACUCCGUCUGAUGAUUCUGUGGAAGUUGCAAUAGCAUUUUUAAAGGAAUGUGGACAGAAGUUAACGGAAGUCUCAUCUAAGGGUGUUAAUGCUAUUUUUGAGAUGUUAAGAAAUAUAUUACAUGAAGGUCAAUUAGAUAAGAGGGUACAGUACAUGAUAGAAGUCAUGUUUCAAGUUUGGAAAGAUGGAUUUAAGGAUCACCCCUCAGUUAUUGAAGAGCUAGAAUUAGUACCUGAGGAAGAACAAUUUACUCACCUAUUAAUGCUCGAUGAAGCUACAGAUGCACAGGAUAUCCUAAAUGUUUUUAAAUUUGAUGAGAAAUAUGAAGACAAUGAACAGAAAUAUAAGACAUUGAGUAAAGAGAUUCUUGGCUCGGAUGCUGAAUCGGGUGAAGAUGAGGAUGGGUCAGCAGAAUCUGGUAGCGAUGAAAGUGAUGAUGAGGAAGAUGAACAAAAGCCUGUUACAAUCAUAGACAAUACAGAAACCAAUCUUAUUGCACUUAGACGCACUAUCUAUUUAACUAUUAAUUCAAGUUUGGACUUCGAGGAAUGUGCACAUAAGCUUAUGAAAAUGCAACUUAAACCAGGCCAAGAAAUUGAACUGUGUCACAUGUUUCUGGACUGUUGUGCUGAACAGAGAACUUAUGAAAAAUUUUAUGGUCUUCUAGCACAACGAUUUUGUAAUAUCAAUAGAAUAUAUAUUGGCCCAUUUGAAGAGAUAUUCAAAGAUUCAUAUGCAACAGCUCACAGAUUAGAUACCAAUCGUCUUAGAAAUAUAAGCAAGUUUUUUGCUCAUCUCCUAUUCACAGAUUCAAUUAGCUGGGAAGCUUUAGACUGCGUGAAACUUAAUGAAGAAGAUACUACAAGUUCAAGUCGUAUUUAUAUAAAAAUUCUGUUUCAAGAGCUAGCUGAGUAUAUGGGGCUAAAAAAGCUUAAUGACCGGCUGAGAGAUCAGACACUUCAAGAAGCUUUCUUAGGAAUAUUUCCUAGAGACAAUCCUAAGAAUACUAGAUUUUCCAUCAACUUUUUUACCUCUAUUGGAUUAGGAGGUCUUACAGAUGACUUAAGAGAACAUCUUAAGCAGAUGCCUAAGAAUGUACCAGCCCCAGCAGAAAUCAAGGUUCAUAGUGACUCAAGUUCAGACUCCAGUUCAAGUUCUUCAUCAUCUUCUAGUGAUUCCAGCUCAAGUGAUUCAGAAGAAGAUACAGGAAAUGGUAAAAAUAAAACUAAAAAAAAAGGUAGUAAUACUCCGAAAUCUCCUAAAGAUAAUCCAGGCAAAACUAGUAAUGAAGAAGAAAGAUGGGGUCAUGAUGGUUAUUUUGAAAGAUAUGGAAGAGAGGAACAAAGGAGUGACAGAGAGGGUAGAUCAAAGCGGGGUGAAUUUGCAAGACCCAAGGAUGUAUCAAAACAUACUAAGGAUACCCAUGGAAGUAAUGACAAUUUUGACAUCAAACAAAAGAAUGCCUUGGAAAAGGGUAAAACACAUCAAAAAAGAAAGGAAUAUGCAAACAAAAAAGAAAUCAAUGAUUUUGAUGUCAGGAGCAGAAGUGACACUGAACAAGCAGUAAAAGAACAAACCCCCACUUAUGAUUCAUACUGGAGUAGCACUAGUAGAAAAAAAGGAAACGAUUCUAGUAAAGAUCGAAAUGAUGAAUAUAGACACAGAGAUAAAAAUAGUAGAAGCGACAAAGAUUUAGAUAGGGACAAUUACAAAGAAUCUGAUAAGAGAAGUGAGAAGGAGCGAAAUGAAAACAGAAGUAGAGAUAAGUAUGAAAAAAGAAAUCACCAGAAAUCCAUUGUAAACACCAGUAGUGAAGAGCAAAGAAAAUUUGAUGGUAAUAUGAAAAGCAGCAUUAAAAGAGACAGUAAGUAUCAAGAAAAAUUUCUUGAAACUAGCUCUCGAAAUACAAGCAGACCAGAAAAAAGCAGUCAUAUUGAUCGAGGCAUUAUUGCAGAUAAAGGAUUUCACAGUGAAAAAGGUAAAACUGACAAAAAUAAGUCUUAUAGUAGGCAUUACAAACAUAAUAGGAAUGUCCAACUGACUCAGGAUAAAGAAAGUAGCGAUGAUUCGCAGAAUGAUUCUAGUGAUGAAAAAACAUAUGGCAAACAUAAUUUAAAACCCAUGGGAGAUUCAGAUGACAGUAAGAGUGGCAGAACACCCGAACAAGAUUCUGAUUCAAGAAAUAAAAGAGAUAAAUAUGUGAAAAACUCACAAGAAAAGGAAAGUGGUGAACCCAAAAUUGGAAGAUAUUGGGACAGUUAUGAUACACAAAAGUCAAGAGACAGCCAGAGACAAUCAAGACAUAAAAGGGAAAUUAAAAGUAGACGAUAA
This is a messenger RNA of Pieris macdunnoughi, 3042 nucleotides long. Lineage: Eukaryota; Metazoa; Arthropoda; Insecta; Lepidoptera; Pieridae. The record is from the annotation of a GenBank genome assembly.